GCGGGUAAAAGGAGACCGCUUCUUGGACGCUGCCCACCUAAUUCCCCGACGCUGUAUUGGUCAUCCUUGUCGUUUUUCAUUGACCACAGCACCAGCCCAGAGCUCCUCCUGCAAUGGCAGAAAAUGACCUUUAGAAAAAAACCCUUUCGACCUCCGUCAGCUCCGCCACCAUCCCCAAUCCCACCUGAACCAUCAACCCCUGCUCCUCUCCCUACUCUGAGUACUCUCUCUCUUUCCCACGCCUCUCAUCCCCAACUCUUCCGACUGCUCAAAACCCACCUAAAGCCCACGUUCACGCCUCAAGCCCUCCUAGCCUUCCUCAAGAACAAGCUCCAUCACCACCCCAACUUCUCCCACUUUGACCUGCACAUCUUCCGAUGGGCUUCUCGCGUCGACUCCUUCCGCCACGACCAUUUCACCUUCGACUGGAUGGUCCGCACCCUCGCCGUCUCCGAUCGGUUCGACGGCCUCCGUUCCGUCCUCGAAGGUAUGGUCUCGAAUCCCUGUCCGUGCUCCGACGGGAUUUUCUCCUGUCCACAGACCGAACCCAUUUUUAGAUUCGCCAUUAACUCGUAUUGUAGGGUUGGGAGAUUGGACGAUGCGUUGUUUGCUUUUGAGAAUAUGCGCAAAUCGAUUGAUGGGAAACCUAGUGUGGCCGUGUAUAAUAUUUUGAUUCAUGGGUUUGUGAAAUUCAGGGAACAUGCGAAAGCUUUGGAGUUGUAUAAUAAGAUGCUCAAGGAAAGAGUUAAACCGGAUGUGUUUACGUUUAAUAUUUUGAUUAGUAGUUAUUGUAGGAAUUUGCAGUUUGACUUGGCUCUAGAAGUGUUUAAAUUGAUGAGGGACAGGGGUUGCAGUCCGAAUGUGGUUAGUUUCAACACUUUGAUCAAGGGGUUCUUUAGGGAGAGGAAGUUGGAGGAGGGAAUUGGGAUGGCAUACGAGAUGAUUGAGCUGGGGUGCGAGUUUUCAAGUGUUACUUGGGAAAUUUUGAUUGGGGGCCUUUGUGUAGAAGGAAAGGUUUUGGAAGCUUGUGAUCUCUUGAUUGACUUGGCGAGGAAAGGAGCGUCGCCAAGUAGGUUCGACUAUUUUAAUCUCAUUGAGGGGCUUUGUGUGGAAGGAAAUGUUGAUAGAGCACUGGAGGUGGUGGAUGAGUUGUGGAAUAUGGGAAAUGCUCCAAGCUUGAUUGCAUGCACUACUCUAAUAGAGGGUCUGAGGAGAUUCUACAAGACAGAAGAAGCAUUUAGAUUUACUGAAAGAAUGCUCAAAGAGAGUAUUGUCCCAGAUAGUGUGACUUUUAAUUGUCUUCUUCAAGCUCUCUGCAAUGUGGGAAAAACUGCAGAAGCUGAUAGGCUGAAGCAUUUGGCUUCUAGUAAGGGUCUGGAGUUGGAUGGCAUGACCUUUAAUAUUUUGGUUUCUGGCUAUACAAGAGAAGGUAAAAGAAAGGAGGGGGAGCGUGUUAUUGAUGAGAUGUUGGACGGGGGAUUUAUACCUGAUAUUGCUACAUAUAAUAGAUUGAUGGAGGGGCUUUCCAAUCAAAGAAGCUCUCUUCGCCGGUAAGAAAUUAUUAGAUAUGAAUAGAAUGGGAACAUUUUCUGGUUCUUGUAGAACGACAAUACUAUAAUUGAUUUUGGACCAAUGGCUGUAUCUUAAUUUGAGGAGCUAGAUAUUCUUUGGAAACUUCAGUGGAGGGCUAAUGGCUUGAUCUUGAGUGAAAAAAUUGCCGCCUCACUCAAACAAAGGUUUACCAGUCGUUUGGGGAUGCGGGAAUGAUCUUUGUGGAAAGUUGGCUUGAUUACAUCAAAAAAAGGUUUUGAUUUGAUGAGAACUGUGUCACUGAUUGAAAUUUGAAUUGGGAUAAGCACCAGGUCUUCAGGUUGUUGAAGAAAACUAGAGCUUCAGAGUUUUCUCCCUUAAAUAUCAUUUGAGGCAUUAAUUUGUAGGGCUUUGCUGCUUCUCAAAAAAAUUCUCCAGAAGUCUUCAAGGCACCUCUAUUUAUAGAGGAAUGGAGAGCGGAGUCCUGCUUUGGUUUGACUUCAUCAGAUGACAUGUGGCCAACUCUUCUUGAAGAGUGGAAAAGGGAUGGCAAUGGUGAGGAUGUUGUGCCUGCCCCUGAGCAGACUAUGGGAACACGGAGCUGUUAUAGAUGCCAGCAAUGACAGCUUCAUGUCUGCUCAAAUCGCUACUAUGGCAUCAGGCCUAUAUUGUGACAGAUGAAUGGUCGUGUCAUUGAUUGCGAUGUGCCUGAGAAGGCAUAUUGUCAACAGGAAAUGAGAGAUGAGCCACAUGAAUUACUGAGAAAUGCUUUCUUUGUUCUUGUUCAUUUUCUUUUCUAAACAUGCCUUUUGAGUUCAAUCUGCUUUUUAUCCCAAAUAUGAUAUUCGUGUAGGUUGGAGGCAUCUAUGUAAGACUAUUCUUGAAAGACACCAAGUUUUCCGUUGGGAAUCCAAAGAGAUUCUUACAAGGACUAAUGUACCAGUAUCUUUCAUCCAUUAUUGCAACACACUAUGGUGUGCAAUCCAAUGACACUGAGCUUCCUUUGCCUCUGCCUGCUGCAUUGGUGUCAUUAUGCAAGUUCAUCCUGCCCUUGCUGAUCAUGCUGGAUAUAUUGGAUACUUGCCCCGACUUGUAGCUGCAGUUGCUUUUGCCGUAAGACGAGAAACAAUGGCCUCAGAGGACGUGAAAACCAGCAAUUAUGCGGAUGGACAUGUGAAACUGGGUACGGAUCAGCACAGCAGUAUACCAACACAACAGAAAUGUGUUCAGCUCAGUUGUUUGUGUCCAUCAGCUUGCGUCUAGCAUCACAUGUGCUGAGGCUACUGCAGCAACUAGUGUAGGAACACCUCAAGUAUGUUUGCAGUUAUUUGUUCUUUCAUGGAUUCUUGAGCAGACAAUUUUGCCUCAGCAUUGAUGGAAGCUUUUGGUUACUGUACCCUCAGAAUUUUAAUUUUCUUAAAACCUUCUAAAUUGUGAUUUAGCAUCCUGGGAGGCCGUUAAAUUUGCAUUCAAGUGUUGCUUCCUUGUGACCUCAGGUGGUUGUGUAUUAGUGUCUGGAUGCUUCUAUUUUACAAUGACCUACAAAUUUCUGGUUGGCUGUUUCUUUAA
Molecule: messenger RNA, 3099 nt
Organism: Malania oleifera
Lineage: Eukaryota; Viridiplantae; Streptophyta; Magnoliopsida; Santalales; Ximeniaceae
Product: pentatricopeptide repeat-containing protein At2g36240
Exons: 1
Coding region: 124-1554 (476 amino acids)
Molecular function (GO): protein binding
Source: RefSeq, a predicted model, not a curated record